CUCUGUUGAAAAAUAUAUAGAAAUGGUCAUUUCACUCCAAAACAUACGGUGGCGCUAUGUCAACAUCACAGUAGACAAUCAAAACAACGAUGGCUUCUCCUCCUGGUUGCGAACAUUACAGACGCAGCUGCCUUUUGAAAGCUCCAUGUUGUGGCAAACUGUAUGUGUGUCGGCUGUGCCACGAUGCUGAAGAAAACCAUCAGAUGGAUCGAUUCAAAGUGAAAGAGGUGCAGUGUUCCGAGUGUCGUACACUGCAACAGGCGCAGCAGAACUGCCAACAAUGUCAUGUCCAGUUUGGAGAGUAUUACUGUGAUAUUUGUCACUUGUUUGACAAAGAUAAGAAGCAGUAUCACUGCAUGCCGUGUGGCAUAUGCAGGAUUGGACCUAAAGAAAAAUAUUUCCAUUGUGACAAAUGCAACCUUUGCUUAGCGCUUGAUCUGCGGGGAAACCACAAGUGUGUGGAGAAUGUCUCCCGGCAGAACUGCCCAGUGUGCAUGGAGGAUAUCCACACUUCUAGGAUUGGAGCGCUUGUCCUUCCUUGUGGACAUCUUCUACACAAGACCUGCUUUGAUGAAAUGAGGGCUACUGGUGUGUAUCGCUGUCCCCUCUGUAAGCACUCCGUCUUCGACAUGGAAGAGCAGUGGAGAAUGAUCGAUGAAGAGAUCAUGCAAACGCCAAUGCCGACCGUCUACCAAGGCGCUACAGUCAAUAUUAUAUGCAACGACUGUCAGGCCCGCUGCAACGUGCCUUUCCACGUCCUGGGGAUGAAAUGCAAGGGUUGCGGCUCCUACAACACAGCGCAGGAUGGUGGACUCAUCCUUCAACAAGAACUGCCAGACACCCAGGACCCAGCGCUGGCCAACGAGAGCGAGUCAGAAACGGACUCCGAGCCUGAGAUUGAAAAUCAACCCGAGUCACCCCCUUUAGACUAACAGCGUUCAUUCCAUGCUGCAAUAUGGUCACCAUCAGUCUGUUGUGUUACAUGUUGGAUGUCCGGUUUUGGAGUCUGCAAUGAUGAAUUUAAAAACAUGCCAUACCAGACACUACAGCUGCUUGAAAUAUGGUUAAUGCUGUGCAGCAGGUUAAACACGUCUUGAUCUUUUUCGUCAAGGGUUCCGUCCUUGCUGUGCUUGACUUCUGUCCAAUAAAGAUGUAAGUCAGGUUUUUUUAUUUUUCUUAAAUGUCCUGUCAAAAUUGUUCUGCAGAUGAUGCUAUGUGAUGGUCAGAAUGACCGUUGUAUGUCUGAUUCGGUCCUGUCCGAUCAGCAAGGCUGCACUGGACAAACUAGGACUGUUUUUCAGCAACAUAUCCAGAGCAAAUGAAAUCCAUUUCACCAAAUAAAAUACCACAAUGAACAAGCCAUGGAUCAAGAACGAG
This is a messenger RNA of Synchiropus splendidus (mandarinfish), 1377 nucleotides long. It is a transcript of the gene rchy1, whose product is annotated as ring finger and CHY zinc finger domain containing 1. The record is from RefSeq and is a predicted model, not a curated record. Bases 90 to 932 code for a protein of 280 amino acids. The transcript is spliced from 9 exons. Gene Ontology annotation, biological process: protein ubiquitination; ubiquitin-dependent protein catabolic process. Gene Ontology annotation, molecular function: ubiquitin protein ligase activity; zinc ion binding. Gene Ontology annotation, cellular component: nucleus. NCBI's taxonomy places the organism in Eukaryota, Metazoa, Chordata, Actinopteri, Syngnathiformes, Callionymidae.